Messenger RNA from Ictalurus furcatus (blue catfish), 1115 nucleotides. Its product is annotated as cell surface glycoprotein MUC18-like. The transcript has 7 exons. Lineage: Eukaryota; Metazoa; Chordata; Actinopteri; Siluriformes; Ictaluridae. Bases 393 to 1115 code for a protein of 240 amino acids. The record is from RefSeq and is a predicted model, not a curated record.
AAGCUAACAAAUUUAUAUGACAUAUAAAACUUAAAUAUUUUCAAAGUUUGGUGACAUUUUACAACGCAAAUAUGUAGUAAUAUAACCAGAAAUUGAGUUAUCAGUGUCCCCAUAUUUGUAGUGAGCCAGGGUCCUUACCAGUGCCCAAACAUGAUGUACUGUACUGAUUCAUGACCUCGGGAGCUAGAGAGCUUAUCAAGACAUACCCAUAGUUUACAGCUACUUCCUGUGCAACGUGUCAUUUUCUUUUCUUUUUCCAAAAGAACUGUUGUCUUUAAAGUCAUGGCUUUUGUCUUGACCAAUAAAGCUACCAGCCUUCUGAUCCUUAUAAGCAUUCUUCAAGAACACAAAACAGAUGUAAAUGCAGCAGUUUGACAGAACAUCAGUCUGCCAUGCAUCAUGUCCAAGGAGCAUCCAACAAUCAUCCAGUUACAAUGGCACAAAGAGGGACAAAAAGGAGAGCAAAAAUUAGUGUGCCAGAGGUUUCAAUAAAGAUCACGUCCCCUGAGAGGAAAGUAAUAGAAGGGGACACAGUAAGCAUCACAUGUGUCAGUGUUCCUCCACCUGACAAGUACAUGUUAUUAUCCUCACGGAGUCAAUCAAUUAUGGAAAGUCAGGAUGGAAAAUUCACAAUUCAGAACAUUACUCGGCACAUCAGUGACCUGAUAUGUCAGCCCACCUGGAACUCAUCAAACCAACACUUACAAAGCCUCAACGCAACUAUGUACCUGACUGUAGACUUUCUUGACAACAUAGAGUGUAAUUCCGAGAGCCAGAUACAAGUUGAGACUGGGACAAAUCUGACGAUUACCUGUGACGCAAUGUCUUCCAAGUCCUUGCGUUUUGUCUGGAUGAAGGACAACAUGACAGUAUCCUCCAAUGCCAGUAUAAACCUGUGGUCAGUGAGUCCUGAUCAUUCUGGGAUUUACACCCUGAUUGUUCACAUCGAAAAUCAUAAUCAUCUACACAGACAGAAGGAUUUUACAGUUACUGUGAUUAACAAGAGCUACACAGUGCCACAGGUCACCAUGGAUGUCACACCACCAGACAAAAUGGUGACAGAAGGGGACAAUGUGCAACAUGAGCAUUACAUGUGUUUGCAAUCCUCUAAAUGA